Messenger RNA from Symbiodinium necroappetens, 771 nucleotides. The record is from the annotation of a GenBank genome assembly. NCBI's taxonomy places the organism in Eukaryota, Dinophyceae, Suessiales, Symbiodiniaceae.
AUGGCAGCUCGGAGGCCACGAGUGAAGAACAUGUGCUUGGACAACCUGAAACGAGACGAUCGGAAGGAGAAACCGGAGAAGCAUGGACCAAGCAAGGCGGAAGCUCAGCAGAAGAGACUGGAGCUCUUGGCCGAGAUGACGGACAAGCUGCAAUUGAUCUUGCAGCGCCUCUCCGAUCCAAACCUCCUUGAUGCUGCGAAGAAGGAGACAUAUCGCAACAUGGCUGAGUCCAUUCAGAGGCAAAUCGCCUCUCUAAAGCCCCCGGAGUCCAAGAAGCAACAGCGACGUGAGGAGCGUCGCCGCCGACAAGAGAAGCGCUACAGAGGCUCUGAGUUUCGGAAACCGGAGACCACCACUUCUCAGGAGGAUCCUAAAGACGACACCGAGAAGCCCUGGGUCAGUGAAGCUUUGAUGGACUCCGAGUCUUCGGAGCCUUCGCCAGUAUUGGAUUCGGAGCCUCCGCCGACAAGGGCUCGGCCGGCACCCAGCUGUGCGCCACACCUCCAGCGGAUUGCUCCAAGCAGCGCGCCGGCUGUCAGAAAGCCGCUGCCGAGGCCAGCAAACCUCGAAGUUCCCGAAGCCACCGAUUUCCAGGAUUCUGGACCGCCACCAGCUGACAAGGUAGCCUGCUCCGGGCCCACCGAAGGUGCUGAGCGUGGCUUCGUUGCAGACUCGGCGGAGGAUGCAGAUGCUUCCUUGGACCUGGUCCAAGCCGAGGGAGCGCUUUUCCAAGGUGUGGCCGAGACCGAAGAGAGACAAGAUCCAGAUGAG